Molecule: messenger RNA, 1644 nt
Organism: Gregarina niphandrodes
Lineage: Eukaryota; Apicomplexa; Conoidasida; Eugregarinorida; Gregarinidae
Product: inner membrane complex protein
Exons: 1
Coding region: 1-1644 (547 amino acids)
Source: RefSeq, a predicted model, not a curated record
AUGUCUUACGACGGCAGUGCGGCUAACUUCGUCGGGUCACCGGCGGUGUACUCAGCUUCUUACCAGCAGCCGGCGCAGUACGUGGGUGGCGCGACCAUGGUGUCUAGCGGUUCUUCGCUGAUGCCGAGUGCGAACCCCUUGCAGUACGGUGCUGCUGCGUACGGUUCUGGCGUGCAGUAUCAAGGCGGUCAGUACAGUUCGUCGGGUGCCCAGUAUGCGUCAGGCGGGGCACAGUACGGCGGGGCACAGUACGGCGCAUUGUCGAGUCAGUACACGAGCGGCACGACGAUGCCAGCAAACGCGUAUGUCUCGGGCGCACAGUACUCUUCGGGCGGCGCACAAUAUGCAGGUACGCAAUAUGCGACGACCAACCAGAUCGCCGGUGGCCAGUACGGAACGACGCGUGCGAGUAGUGCGGUACGUUCACAGUCUGAAAUGUCUCGUGUCGUGGGACACGAGUACGGACAGGAGCGUGUGGUGAGUGUGACGCAGAGAGUUGAUGAGUCGCGGACGCACGUUGUGGGAGAGCGAUUUGUGGAGCACGAGGUGAAGGUGCCGAAGAAAAUUGUGCGCGAGGAGAUCAUCGAGAAAGUCAUUAUUGUGCCUGAGAAGGUGAUUCAGGAGGAAAUCAUCGAGGAGACGGCUAAGGUGCAGGAGCGAAUUGUGGAGGUGGCCAAGCCCAUCAUCGUUGAGAAGAUAGUGGAGGUGCCGGAGUAUGAGUAUGUAGAAAAGAUUGUGGAGGUCCCUGAGAAGAUCGUGCAGGAGCGUUUGAAGCACGUCGACAAGGUGGAGAUCCAGGAGCGCGUGCACGAAGUCCCCAAAAUCGUGCCUCAGGAACGCGUGGUGGACGUACCCGAAAUCACGUACCGCGAGGUCCCUGUCGAGCGCCUCGUAGAAAUCGAGGACUGGAGAGAUGAGGUGCGGAUCAGAGAAGUCCCCGUGCCCCAGUAUGUCGAGAAGCCUGUGCCAAACGUGGUCCAGGUGGAGCAAGCCAUCGACGUUGAUCGAAACAUUCCCGUCCCCGUGGAGGCGAACAUCACCUACGAGUUCCGCAUCCCGCAGAUCAAGCCCAGAUACCACAAGAUCACUUACCCGGUCUACCUGCCGCGCUUCAUCGAAAUCCCAGUGGCCAUUGACCUUCUUCAAGGCGGACUGCUCCAACAGACUGAAACCUAUUUGCAGCAGCUAGGUUCUCUAACCAAGACCGCAGCAUCGCUCUGUGAAAUUGAGAACCUGGCUACCACUAUCAUGAGAGCGGACAUCCAGUCGAGGGUGUCGACAAGUGACCUGCAAUCCAUCCUCAUGAAGAACUGGAGAGAUGGCACCCUCAACGUCCAAGGCUUGGGCAGCAUCGGCGUCGGCACGAACGCUGGCUAUGUGACUGGUGGUAGCUACAGUAGCUACACGGGUGGGGCUUACACGGGCGGCAAUUAUGCGGGUGGUAGCUAUACCGGUGGCGGCUACGGCGGUACCGGCUAUACCGGUGGCAGCUACGCCGGUACCGGCUACACUGGUGGCAGCUACGUCGGCGGCACGAGUUAUUCCCCUGGCUACUCCACCACAGUGCCGGGCAACACCUACGUCGGUGCGGGCCCUGUUAGCAACCACAGCCCCUACGUCAAAGGCAUCAUGAAGCGAAAUUAA